Messenger RNA from Penicillium pulvis, 1188 nucleotides. RefSeq names its product tRNA maturation protein LHP1. Gene Ontology annotation, cellular component: nucleus. NCBI's taxonomy places the organism in Eukaryota, Fungi, Ascomycota, Eurotiomycetes, Eurotiales, Aspergillaceae. Gene Ontology annotation, biological process: RNA processing. The transcript has 3 exons. Gene Ontology annotation, molecular function: mRNA binding. The record is from RefSeq and is a predicted model, not a curated record. The coding region runs from base 1 to 1188 and encodes 395 amino acids.
AUGGCCGACGAACAGAAGCCCGCCACCAAUGUGGAGGCUGAGAAGGAUGUCCAGAACGUUUUGAACGAACUGAAGGCCGAGAACGGCUCCGAGAAGGUCGCCCAGGAAGAAGAGAAGGCUGAAGAGAAGGCCGAAGAGAAGGUCGCCCAGGAAGACCCCGAGGAGGCUCGCAUCGUCGCCGCAGCUGCCAAGCUGGGUGAGAAGUCUGAGCAGUCUCAGCAGUCCGGAGAGAAGACACAGCCGCAGCAGGAGUCGCGCGGUCCCUACCGUUCCCGCAACGCCGCCAAGUUUGAUCCCUCCACCCUCGAGGAGACUGACGACCCCGUCGAGAUCCGCAAGCAGGUUGAGUUCUAUCUCUCGGACUCCAACCUCCCCUUGGACAAGUUCCUGCUCUCUCAGGUUGGCGGCAGCGCCAACAACGCUGUGCCUCUCGAGCUUUUGCACUCCUUCAAGCGCAUGCGCCGUUUCCAACCCUUGUCCGCUGUCGUCGAGGCCCUCAAGACCGCCGAGACCGUUGAGCUUGUUGACAACGACACCGCCGUGAAGCGCAAGGUUCCCCUUCCCGAGUCCGUCACAACCGAGGUCGACGAGGCCGGUAUCAAGGUCUGGGAGGAUAAGACUAUGCCCCGCAGCAUCUACGCCAAGGGCUUCGGACAGGAAGAGCCGAGCACCCAGUUCGACAUUGAGAAGUUCUUCGAGGCUUACGGACCUAUCAAUGCUAUCCGUCUGCGCCGCGGCGAUAACCGGGGCUUCAAGGGUAGUGUGUUCGUUGAGUUCGCCUCCGAGGAGAAGCAGAAGGAAUUCUUGGCUCUUGAGCCCAAGCCUCAGUGGAAGGGCACCGACCUGCUCAUCAAGAGCAAGAAGGAGUACUGCGACGAGAAGAUUGAAGAGAUUAAGAACGGCAAUGUUCAGCCCAACCAACGUCCUCGUGGUGGAGCCCGUGGCGGUCGUGGACGCGGAGGUCGUGGUGGUCGUGGUGGUCGUGGCCGUGGUCGCGGUGGCCGCGGUGGUCGCAACGACCGUGACUGGCGCGAACGCCGUGAUGAUGACAAGAAGAACGGUUUCCAGGACCGCCGACAGGAGAAAGACUCUCGUGGUGUCCCCGUUAUUCAGAGCACCGGCGAGAAGCGCUCCCGUAAUGACGAGGCUGGCGAUCGUCCUGCCAAGAAGGUUGAUGCUAAGGAGUAA